Molecule: messenger RNA, 357 nt
Organism: Panicum virgatum (switchgrass)
Lineage: Eukaryota; Viridiplantae; Streptophyta; Magnoliopsida; Poales; Poaceae
Exons: 1
Coding region: 1-357 (118 amino acids)
Source: RefSeq, a predicted model, not a curated record
AUGGCGGCCGCCAUGCCAGCGACACCGACCACGCCGCCGGCGACGACGAUGCCGCUGCCGAGCUACCAGGUGUCCGGCGCCGGCGCCGGCGCCGCCGCCCCGCGGCACGCCGGCGUCUCCGCGGGAUCGUCGAUCGGCGCCUUCUUCGGCGUGCUGGCCGCGGUGCUCGUGCUCGCCGCGCUCUCCUGCGUCUUCGGCCGGGUGUGCGCGGCGCAAGCCGAGCGGCCCGACGAGUCCUACGACUGCUCCAGGCUGGCGCUCUGGCGGCGCCGGCGCGCGCCGCGGCGGCGGCCGCCUCCGGCUGCGGAGGCCAAGCAGCAGCCGGCCCCGGAGGGGCCGCCGCCGCCUGAGCCGUGA